AAUAGGCAGCAGCAAUGAGCUGGAGCCGGAGCUUCUCUGGGGACUCAGCCACAGGGACCUGCGGCAGCAGCAAGGAGGGAGGGAGGGAGUGGAGGUCACCACAGGUCAGCUCCUACCUGCACCCUAACAGCUUUAGCCACUCCUGAGACAAGAUUUGUCACUAUUAACAUCUUGUUGCUUCAAAAGCAGAAGGAAAUUCCACUUCCCCAACCACUGCUGCAUAAUACCAAUCAAAAAAUAAAAUAUUUCUUUAAAAUCCCACAGCAAGCACAGAAUUGAAUCUGAUCCUUAAGCAACAUGAACCAGAUAGAAACAACCAUGCAGUACAACUACCAGUACGAAGAGGACGAAUACAUGAUCCAAGAGGAAGAAUGGGACAGAGACCUGCUUCUGGACCCAGCAUGGGAGAAACAGCAAAGGAAGGAACAAAGGGAUGCUACAUGACAGGAACUCUGACUUGGAGGUGGAUGCCAAGGAUACAUUCACAGCCUGGUGCAAUUCCCACCUCAGGAAAGCAGGCACGCAGAUCGAGAACAUCGAAGAGGACUUCAGGAAUGGCCUUAAAUUGAUGCUUCUCUUGGAGGUCAUCUCAGGAGAAAGACUACCAAAGCCAGACAGAGGAAAGAUGCGCUUCCAUAAAAUAGCUAAUGUCAACAAAGCCCUGGAUUUUAUUGCCAGCAAAGGAGUGAAACUUGUAUCAAUUGGUGCAGAAGAAAUUGUUGAUGGCAAUGUGAAAAUGACCCUGGGUAUGAUCUGGACUAUCAUCCUUCGUUUUGCUAUUCAGGAUAUUUCAGUAGAAGAGACCUCUGCUAAAGAAGGGCUGCUGCUGUGGUGUCAAAGGAAAACUGCUCCUUACAGAAAUGUGAACAUUCAGAACUUCCACCUCAGCUGGAAAGAUGGCCUUGGAUUAUGUGCACUUAUCCACAGACACCGACCUGAUCUUAUUGACUACUCCAAGCUAAAUAAGGAUGACCCUCUAGGAAAUAUAAAUCUUGCAAUGGAAAUUGCAGAAAAACAUUUGGAUAUCCCUAAGAUGUUGGAUGCAGAAGAUAUUGUGAACACUCCCAAACCUGAUGAGAGAGCUAUCAUGACUUAUGUCUCCUGCUUCUACCAUGCUUUUGCUGGAGCAGAGCAGGCCGAGACUGCAGCUAAUCGGAUAUGCAAGGUACUUGCUGUGAAUCAAGAAAAUGAAAGAUUGAUGGAAGAGUAUGAACGGCUAGCAAGUGAGCUCUUAGAAUGGAUUCGUCGCACAAUCCCUUGGCUGGAAAACAGGACCCCCGAGAAAACCAUGCAGGCCAUGCAGAAGAAACUAGAGGACUUCCGAGACUAUCGUCGCAAGCACAAGCCUCCCAAAGUCCAGGAAAAAUGUCAGCUGGAGAUCAACUUCAACACCUUACAGACAAAACUGAGGAUCAGCAAUAGGCCGGCCUUCAUGCCAUCAGAGGGGAAAAUGGUUUCAGAUAUUGCUGGUGCUUGGCAAAGACUUGAACAGGCUGAGAAGGGCUAUGAAGAAUGGUUGCUGAAUGAAAUACGAAGGCUGGAACGACUUGAACACUUGGCUGAGAAAUUUAGACAGAAAGCUUCUACUCAUGAAACUUGGGCAUAUGGCAAAGAGCAGAUCCUACUGCAGAAGGAUUAUGAAUCAGCUUCGCUGACCGAGCUCCGGGCUUUGCUGAGGAAACAUGAAGCUUUUGAGAGCGACCUGGCUGCCCACCAGGAUCGAGUGGAACAGAUCGCUGCCAUUGCCCAGGAGCUGAAUGAACUGGAUUACCAUGAUUCUGUAAGCGUCAAUGAUCGAUGCCAGAAGAUAUGUGACCAAUGGGACAAACUGGGAACACUUACUCAGAAAAGGAGAGAGGCAUUGGAGAGGACAGAGAAGUUGCUGGAAACAAUUGAUCAGCUUUACCUGGAAUUUGCCAAAAGAGCUGCUCCUUUCAACAACUGGAUGGAAGGUGCAAUGGAAGACUUACAGGACAUGUUUAUUGUUCACAGCAUAGAGGAAAUUCAGAGUUUAAUCACUGCCCAUGAACAGUUUAAAGCCACUUUGCCAGAGGCAGAUGGUGAAAGACAGGCUAUCCUCUCAAUCCACAAUGAAGUUGAGAAAGUUAUUCAGAGCUACAACAUGAGAAUAAGUUCAAACAAUCCUUACAGCACUGUCACUCUGGAUGAAAUCCGCACCAAGUGGGAAAAGGUGAAGCAACUUGUGCCUGUGAGGGAUCAAGCUUUACAGGAGGAGUUAGCUCGUCAGCAUUCUAAUGAACGUCUUCGUCGCCAAUUUGCUGCUCAGGCCAACGUCAUUGGACCAUGGAUCCAGACCAAGAUGGAGGAAAUUGCCCGCAGCUCUAUUGAAAUGACAGGGCCCUUGGAGGACCAGAUGAAUCAACUGAAGCAAUAUGAGCACAAUAUCAUCAACUACAAAACAAAUAUUGACAAGCUGGAAGGAGACCAUCAGCUUAUCCAGGAAGCACUAGUUUUUGAUAACAAGCAUACCAACUAUACCAUGGAGCAUGUCCGUGUUGGAUGGGAACUCCUCCUGACCACCAUUGCCCGAACUAUCAAUGAAGUGGAGACUCAGAUCCUUACAAGAGAUGCCAAGGGUAUCACCCAAGAACAAAUGAAUGAAUUCAGAGCAUCCUUCAAUCACUUCGAUAGGGAUGAAUCUGGAAAUCUGCGCUCUGAUGAAUUUAAAGCCUGCCUCAUCAGUCUCGGACAGGUUGGAAAUGACCGGCAGAAGAAGAAUGGGCUGAUGGAUCAUGACGAUUUCAGAGCUUGCUUAAUUUCAAUGGGUUAUGAUUUGGGUGAAGCAGAGUUUGCCCGAAUCAUGACCCUGGUUGAUCCCAAUGGGCAAGGAACUGUCUCCUUCCAGUCUUUCAUUGACUUCAUGACCAGAGAGACUGCGGACACAGACACAGCUGAGCAAGUCAUAGCUUCCUUCAGAAUCUUAGCUUCAGAUAAGCCCAAUAUUCUCGCAGAAGAGCUUCGUCGAGAGCUGCCUCCUGAGCAAGCUCAGUACUGCAUCAAAAGAAUGCCUCCCUACACCGGACCUGGUUCUGUCUCGGGAGCUCUGGAUUACACUGUGUUUUCAUCAGCACUGUAUGGAGAAAGUGACCUGUAAUUCUGUAAUUGGCUAUAUUCACCCUAUUCAUUAAAACAAACAAACUGAUUUCCCAGAUAGCUUCUUGAAAGCUUUGACAAGCUGAUUUUAAAAUGAGUUUUUCAAAUGUAGUAGGUACAUUCAGUGUAAAAUGCUAGAUGCUAAGAUAAUUAGUGCAUAUUACAGUGUGAAGCACUUUUAGGUUUUUAGUUUGUUGGUCUUACACACAACAUUAGAACAUAUUUUUAAAAAAGAUAUUAAAUUCAGAAACUUCUGUGGAGAAAACAGAAAAUAAAGCUUGUGAAAAAAAUCAAAGCUAUUAAAUUACUAUGACUCAAAAUAAUUUUGCCAUGUUCAAAAAUUCUUCAUGCCAUAUGUGCUUCUUUUACAAUGCACAUGAAGUUGUAUAUUAGGAGUCACAUUUUCUCAUGCAUAUGAAAGUAUCGUUUCUGCAGGUACAGUUUAAUAAAAUACAGCCAAUCAGAUAAGAGAGAAAUGCCAAUCAGAUAAAAUUCUUAGCCGCUAAAAUAAUGCAAGAUUGUAUGUUUGUAUCUCUUCAAAGAUGUUUUUCUAUUGGAAUAGAAAUCUGUAACACCUGAAAUCUAAGCCAGCUGGUUGAUAAUGAGUUAGUAUAGUAUAAUGAGCAGUACUUUUCCUUUAAGCCUUUAACCUUGCAGCUGAGAGCAAACUUUUAGAAACAUAGUAAGGAAAUUAAGUCAUAUGAAUUAUAUUGUUUUGAGACCCUUACCCAUGCCUGUGUUGAGCGGAUUCUUUGUUCCCUAUUUUAUUAGUGAGCAGCUUGCAUCAUCCCAUGUGAUUCAAACUCUUAUCUGUACAAGCUCAGCAUGAUUGUGCUGCAGUUUCAUCAAUGCUCAGAUUACAGUGUCUUCUGUCCAACAGUUCUUUUUUAUAUCCAGCUAUGGUAGUGUAGUUGGUUUUACUGUUAUUUUUUCAUCUUUUAGUGAAGCAAAACAGUAUUUUUGUAUUUGAAUCCUCACAGACAUGGAGAAAUGCAGUGUAUUCAAAUAAAAACAUUCACAAAUGGUGAAAUAAAAUGAGCUGUGCGGCUCAGUCUACUAAAGCAAUGAUGUGCCUACUAAAUAAAAUCUGCUUUUCAAAACUUUA
Alligator sinensis (Chinese alligator) is the source of this 4219-nucleotide messenger RNA. RefSeq names its product actinin alpha 2 (gene ACTN2). Lineage: Eukaryota; Metazoa; Chordata; Crocodylia; Alligatoridae. The record is from RefSeq and is a predicted model, not a curated record. The transcript has 23 exons. Gene Ontology annotation, cellular component: cell junction; plasma membrane; cortical actin cytoskeleton. Gene Ontology annotation, biological process: actin cytoskeleton organization; muscle cell development. Bases 434 to 3115 code for a protein of 893 amino acids. Gene Ontology annotation, molecular function: actin filament binding; calcium ion binding.